Molecule: messenger RNA, 1624 nt
Organism: Erythranthe guttata (spotted monkey flower)
Lineage: Eukaryota; Viridiplantae; Streptophyta; Magnoliopsida; Lamiales; Phrymaceae
Source: RefSeq, a predicted model, not a curated record
AUUCUAUUCCAAACAAAUUCAAUGAAUUUGUAUAUAUUUUCAAAAUGCACCCCAACAUUCAUGCAACGUAAUUUAGGUGAAAACAAGAGAGUGGAUCACACGGCAAGAGGAGUCGCGUGAGCCAGAAUAUUAGGUAGUAUCGUACUGUCGUGCAUUGCCCACCCCCUAUUUUUUCUGGUGUUGAUUAAAGUUUCAAACCAAUACAUCUGAAAUACCCAUUGUACCCUCCGCCCGGAUUUAUGUUAAAUUAAAUUUAAUUAUAUAUAUAUUUUUUGCCCCAAUUUAUUUGUCCUCAAGCAAAAUAUACAAGCCCUAGAUCAUAAAACUGAAAAUCAAAGGAGGUUUUUUAGAGAGCAUCAGAGAUCAAAACCACCUAAUUCCGACUGCUGUGGUCCUAUAUUCUCCUCUAAUUUGAAGAAAAAAAGGAUCUUGAUAUUUGUUGGAUGAGAUUCAAAGUAGGUGACGGAUUGGAGGUUAUGAACAGAAAAGAGGUUUUAGUUCCGCGGCAUACCAAAAAAGUAACACCUGGUAUUGCAAGUGAUCGUAUUGCGGGGAAGAGUUACAUUGCCGGAGACAUUGUUGAGGUUUUUUACCAAAAUACCUGGAGGAUUGCUGUCAUCUUGAAUAUUUUGGUAUUAAGAAAAAAGAAUAAGUUCCAAAAUCAAUAUUUAGUAAGGCUGCUUGGGGCGUGCUCGCAAGAUUUAGUUAUUGAUAGAUCGAAUAUCAGAAUGAGACAAGCCUGUCACGACGAUAAAUGGAUGUUAAUGAAGAAGAGUUACAAGGAAUCUGAUGUAAUGCCCAUUCAACCAUCAACCUCAAAUCGCUGUGGAAAGACGAGAUUCCAGGUUUCACAAUUCAAAGUAAUGGGCAGAAAUCGAUCCAAAAAAGAUUGCCGCAUUCAGGAAGCUCACGUGAUUUCUUCAAGAUCCCUAAAGAGGAUGUCUCCCUUCGGUUCGUCCAUUGUUGAAGCACAUAACGCACAAAAACGAAGAGCAGUCGAAAAAGAAGGCUCUAUGCUGAAGCAUAGAGUGGUUGCCACACCGGUGCUCGAAAAGGUAGAUGCAGUUGCUUACCCAAAAGAAAUUUCGGGUGAAAAAAACAUGCAUACUUCCUUUAACAUUAUAUCAAAUGGAUAUAAUAGGACGAAGAUGGGAAAACAAAAUGAUGUUUUUGGCGUUGCAAGUCCUGAAUUAAGUACCUGUGACAGUGAUGCUUCUUCUGUUGGUAGUUGUAGUGUUACCAACCGGAUCCCAGAAAACUAUUGUAGUCAAUCUAUUCCCAUGCAUUGUCAAGAUACAGACAACCUUUGUAGUGAUGCUGAGUCAUCUUAUGGGCUACAGUUGGAGGCAUGCAUCAUUUGCUUCCAAUGGUUUAUAGAUGAUGAUGCCAGGGUGCCUUUUCUCUUGGCAUUGAACUUUGGACGAUUUCACUCGUCUACUUUCAAAGAAAUGCUACAGUUUUGGCUAUUCCCUGGUAUCGACAAUUUAUUCUACAGUACUCUUAUUUUUUCUUUUUUGGUAAGUCCAGGCUUAACUGUACUUAUAGGAACACAUAUAACCAAUUUUUUGUUACAUAUUAUAGAUCAAGAUCUCUAUAUACGCUUUUCUUGAUCUGUUUUAUUUCC